Molecule: messenger RNA, 1128 nt
Organism: Cylindrotheca closterium
Lineage: Eukaryota; Bacillariophyta; Bacillariophyceae; Bacillariales; Bacillariaceae
Source: the annotation of a GenBank genome assembly
AUGACCGAAAGAUUGUCAAAACCAAAGUCUGAAUACAGUAAGCAGACUGAUGAGCUUUGCCAUUUGUUUUCAUCAACACUUCAAUCAUUGUCGGCUGAUGCUACUGCCAUUCGACAGCUCUCAAGUCUUUCGAAUUUGAUCAGUGAAGAUGAGGAGAACCACCAACCGAAUAGGAGAAAUAGGGGUUGCAGCGGAAAAAGAUUGGGGAAUAAUACUGCUAUCGAGAAGGAUAAUACUACCAGUUCUGAUGGAAAGGACGAUACUUCCCACCUUGCUCAACUUCAGAGCUUGGAUCGUGCGGUCACAUCCAUUGAACAAAAGGUGACGGCACUUCGUUCCAUUGUGUCGGAAGAAAAAAGAGCCAUUGCACAUUUCGAAGGAUCUUUGAGGGAAGAGUGCAAAGCUCAGCAACUAGCAGUUGAAAAUAUUUUGCAGGCCUAUCAAGAAGUUCAAACAAAUGAGCAAGUUAUUGUCCCCCCAAAAAGAAAGCCCGAAAGCAUGACAAUUCCUGAGGAAACUGGUCCUCGAUCGAUUCCUGUCUCCAGUUGCAUCAGUGCAACACAUUCUGAAACGUGUAAUACGAGCCCAAUACAGCGGAGACGAGCUGAAAAAACGAGAAGGGAUUCUGUUGAUCCUCGGGUUGACCGUAAUGUUCAACCUGCAAAGAACAAUCCGGAUGAGGAUGACAAUCAAGUUUCCUUCGCUCUUGUCACCGACAAGGAAUUGUCGCGCAUAUCUCGAAAUAGUCGGAGGCGUAUCAAUCUUCUGGAUCUGAACGAAGCACUGGAGGAAAUCGAAUACGUAGCAGAGAACAAGUUCGAUUCAAUUCCGAGCCAAAAAUCCUUUUCAAGUGCUUCACAACAGCGCCGAUUUGAAUACUUGAGACAACAACGAGGAUCUAGCUAUCAAGACAUUGAAGUGGAGGCACACCAGGGACAUUUUUGGGUGUCCGAGCAAGAGCUUCGUGAGACUUGCGUGUUCUUUCGGAAUGGGGAGAGUACGGCGAGAGCAAUAUUGUCGAUCCUCUGUAGCCUUCGACGACUCAAGCAGAUUCCAGGGAAGAAACGCCAAGUCACAUAUCUAUGCUUGGUUCGUGACAACAAUGAAAGAAGUGGCGACCACGUCUAG